GCUUUAUAGUUAAAUCUGCCUGCAUACCGAAUGCACUCUCUUCUCUUAAAUAAUUUAUACUUUGUCAAAUAAUUUCAAAGCAAGUAAAAACACAAAUAUGAUAUUGGAAUCAAUUGUACUGUUCGGUUUAUUAGCCAUUUUACUCUACAAAUGGUCUACAUCAACUUUUGAGUUUUUUGAAAAACGAAAUGUUCCUUAUAAUAAACCACUUCCUCUCAUUGGAAAUCAAAAGGACUUUAUUUUUCGAAAAGUAUCAAUGUUCGAAAAUGUUAUAAAUCACUAUAAUCAAUUCGAUACGAGCAUUUUUGGACUAUUUGAUUUACGCUCUCCAGCCUAUGGAAUUCGAGAUCCUGAACUUUUAAAACAAAUUACAAUCAAAGAAUUUGAUCAUUUUGUAAAUCAUCGUAGUGCUAUUAAAGAUGGAGGACUACUUGAUAAAGCUGUUAACAACUUGAGAGAUCAAAAGUGGAAAGAUAUGCGUUCCACUUUAAGUCCAGUAUUUACUGGUAGUAAAAUGCGACAAAUAUUUGGUCUUAUCAAUGAAGUCGCACGAGAGUCGAUGGAAUAUUUGAAAAAGAACAAGGAAACGCAUACUGAUUUUAAUAUCAAGGACUAUUUUACACGUUUUACGAAUGAUGUAAUUGCUUCGGCGGUCUUUGGUAUCAAGGUUAACUCGUACAAGGAUGAAACAAAUGAGUUCUAUGUUAUGGGUAAAAGAGUUACCAAUUUGACCAUAUGGCAAAAUUUUAUUUUCUUUUUGUAUGCUAACUUGAAAUAUGUUAUGAGGCUUUUUAAGGUUCAGCUGUUUGAUAAGAAAGACACUGAUUAUUUCCUGUACCUUGUUAUGAAUGCCAUGCGUUACCGGCAAAAGAAUAAAAUCUUCCGACCGGAUAUGGUCAAUAUGAUGAUGGAAGCCAGGGGCUUGUUCGUAAAUGAAAACGAUAAAAAGACUUCACAAAAUAAAGAAUGGAGCGAUGAUGAGAUUGUGGCUCAAUUUUUCGUAUUUUUCUUUGCCGGUUUUGAGCCUACAUCUAUAUUGAUGUCUUUUGCUGUGCACGAACUUAUGGCAAAUCCUGAUUGCCAAGAAAAACUUCGUGAAGAAAUUCUCGAAGUGAAGGCAAAUUUGGAUGGCAAACCUUUGACUUAUGAAGUUUUGCAGGGAAUGAAAUACAUGGAUAUGGUAGUUUCGGAGACUUUAAGACGAUGGCCUCCAGCAGUUGUUACCGAUCGUGAAUGUAAUAAGGAUUUCCAUUAUAAAGAUGAGAAAAUUGAUGUCACUAUUAAAGCUGGAGAUUAUAUUUGGAUUCCAAUUGCUGGAUAUCAUUUGGAUGAAAAGUAUUUCCCUGAUCCUUUAAAAUUCGAUCCGGAAAGAUUUAGCGAUGAAAACAAGGGAAAUAUUCAACCUUUUACUUAUUUUCCAUUUGGUACUGGUCCUAGAAUUUGUAUAGCUAGUAGAUUUGCACUUUUAGAGACAAAAGCAAUUUUAUUCUAUCUUCUGAGUGAGUUUGAGCUAAAACCAUCAUGCAAGUCAUCAAUUCCCAUGGAAUUAAAAACUGGUGUUAUUAAUUUAGCUCCCAAAGUUGGAUUUUGGAUGAACCUUGUUGAACUUUCUGAUAAAAAUUAAACAUUUUACAAUACCUAA
This is a messenger RNA of Episyrphus balteatus (marmalade hoverfly), 1642 nucleotides long. Its product is annotated as probable cytochrome P450 9f2. Lineage: Eukaryota; Metazoa; Arthropoda; Insecta; Diptera; Syrphidae. The transcript is spliced from 4 exons. Gene Ontology annotation, molecular function: iron ion binding; oxidoreductase activity, acting on paired donors, with incorporation or reduction of molecular oxygen; heme binding. The coding region runs from base 98 to 1624 and encodes 508 amino acids. The record is from RefSeq and is a predicted model, not a curated record.